This is a messenger RNA of Talaromyces marneffei, 1527 nucleotides long. RefSeq lists its product as uncharacterized. The transcript is spliced from 3 exons. Lineage: Eukaryota; Fungi; Ascomycota; Eurotiomycetes; Eurotiales; Trichocomaceae. Gene Ontology annotation, biological process: regulation of DNA-templated transcription. Gene Ontology annotation, molecular function: zinc ion binding; DNA-binding transcription factor activity, RNA polymerase II-specific. The record is from RefSeq and is a predicted model, not a curated record. Bases 1 to 1527 code for a protein of 508 amino acids.
AUGCCAUCGGUGCCGUGCGAUGCUUGCGCACUCCGACGCGUCAAGUGCGAUGGGAACAAUCCGUGCUGGAUUUGCAUCAAAAACGGCCAGCAAUGCACCUUCUUGAAAGUCCGCAGGCGCCGUGGGCCUAAGGGUCCUCGGAAGUCAACCAAAAUCAAAUUGGAGCAGCUCCAAGCACAGCUGUCAUUGCCACGGGCCAACACUCUCGAUCAGAAACCGAUUUCACUAGGGAUCUACUUCACGUAUCUCGAUAUCUACAAGGACUCGCUAUACACUACCUGGCCGAUUGUGUCAAUCGAUUCGCUGAAGGCACGACUGAACGACCGUCAGACCAUUGACUAUGAAUCCUACGCGCUAGCCGCAGCCCUAAGUGCGGCAACAAUUGUGCAGUUGAAGCUCACACGCAGUGAGGCCAUGACCAAGAAAGCCCUUAUUAUGGAAGGAGAGGACUUCGUUAAGGAGUGCCUACGGCAUCGCAACCAGUGCAAUUACCAAAACUCCAUCAAUAUCAACUUACUGCUCACAUCCCUUUUCCUACACAUGUACUACGCCAACACGGGGCAAAUGAAUGCAGCGACAUUUGCUCUGCGUGAGACCAUCACCUACGCCGACCUUCUGCGUCUGGGAGACCCAUUCACAUUGCAAUUUGUGUAUAGGGAUGAAAGAGAGUUGCGACUUCGAGUUUUUUGGGUGCUUUUUGUUACAAAACGAACGUUCUGUAUACAACAUCGUAUUCCUAUGACCAUGCAGAAGAUCAACGAAUUCCCGACCUUUCUCGAUGCCCACGAUAUCAAUCCACAUUCCGUUGGCGGAUUCUGCGAGCUCAUUCGCUUGUUCACUUACGUUGAAACUGGGUUGGUGCAAUCCAUGCCCAUCGAACAAGCGCCAUCCUCAUCCUCCUAUAGCAAAAAGGAACUGCAGAGCAUCUCAACCGACCUUGACUCUCGCACCCAUCACCUGAACUCACUGGGAGACUUGCAGAUUACCGAUAUCGAAACCACGCGAGCUUGGCUGAGAUCACUUUUGUGGCAGCACGCUGCGUCGCGAUUCAUGCUUGAAUCCGACGCUAAAAAUGUACAGUUUACACCAGAGUAUCCGUUUCAUCUCGCGAGGGAUUUGCUAUCGUUUCUGUCCAAGGUUCAAUCGAGCUCAAUCCGUGCCCAUGCUUAUUCCAUGGAGGUAAAACUUUCCCAGGUUGCACAUUCCCUUCUUGACACCAUCGCCGUCGUCCCGUCGAUAGGACAAAUGCGAGGUCAGCAGUACGGACCGGAGCAUGUUGUCAUUGCGCUUGAACAAUUGCUAGGCUUGACGGCGAGCGGCAAGUCAGAACAUCUUUCUCUUUUGCGCUCUCGCAUGGUCGAACUUGAGGUUUGGGGUCCCUCGCGGUUGUGCCUUACCCUUCCAACCCAUCCACAGAUUGAAUCUGAGGUAGAUGACGAACACGAGUCAGGAUCUGUUCUUGGUGCGGGGUUAGAGGAAGAGAUCAAUGCAUGGGUACUAAAUGCUCCGUGCGGAGUCGAGAAAUAG